Messenger RNA from Raphanus sativus (radish), 1100 nucleotides. Its product is annotated as protein SMALL AUXIN UP-REGULATED RNA 12-like. Bases 184 to 627 code for a protein of 147 amino acids. The record is from RefSeq and is a predicted model, not a curated record. The transcript has a single exon. Gene Ontology annotation, biological process: response to auxin. NCBI's taxonomy places the organism in Eukaryota, Viridiplantae, Streptophyta, Magnoliopsida, Brassicales, Brassicaceae.
ACAAUUUCGUAAUUAUCUCAAAAACUUGGUGGCAUUUUGUUUUCCCUUCACUAUUUAAACUUCGUCUCUCUCAAAUGCUCAAAUCCACUCCCUCGUGAGAAGAAAGAAGAAACAGCAGUUCAAGAUCCCGUCUUUUCCUACUUCAACAUUGACUAAACAGAGAAGAAAGAAAAAAAGAAAACAAUGACCGAAGGUGUCGGAAAAUGCAGCAAGAUCCGCCACAUUGUGAGGCUCAGGCAAAUGCUCCGGCGAUGGCGAAACAAAGCACGUUUAUCCUCGGUCGGCCGCUUUGUGCCAUCGGAUGUUCCAUCUGGACACGUGGCGGUGUGCGUGGGAAGUGGUUGCAGGAGAUUCGUGGUGCGCGCGUCGUACCUGAACCAUCCGAUCCUGAGUAAUCUCCUUGUCCAAGCCGAGGAGGAGUACGGUUUCGUUAACCAGGGACCGCUGGUUAUCCCUUGUGAAGAAUCGGUUUUCGAGGAAGCCAUCCGGUUUAUUUCCCGGUCGAACCGGUGUACUACUUGUCCCGACGAUCUCCAGAAAUGCCACGUAGGAAUCAACAGCAAGCUUGAUCUUUUGAUCGAAUCUCGGCCGUUGCUUCACGGCGUUGUAGAGAAAGCCGUCUGGUGAUUCUUUUGAGAUCGACGGUGAAGAGUGUCGGUUUUUUGACCCGGUUUGAAUCGGUACGAGUUUGAUCGCCAUGUGAAGGAAGAAGACAAAAUUAUGAAUAAAUCGUCAUUGAUUCGAUGGUGCUAAUUUUAAUCGCCUUCGGGUUACUUUUUAAUUCAUAUUAAAUAUUUGAUUAUAUUGGUACUCACUGAGUAGAGAAGGAGAUGGCGGUUAAAAGGUGUGUAAGCCGGGUUCGAUACCAAGUUGACUGUAAAUGUAAUAAGACAGAUGAACACUCGGUCGGAUGAAAUAGGGAGGAGGUUUCAAAGGGCUUCUGAUUUGAGUAUUAAGUAUUAACUCAUUUCUCUGUAAUUUCUUACAAUCAAUAUUUAUGUUUAAGUACUUUCAAACAUCACUAUUUCCUAGAGAAAUUGCAAUGCUGAUUCCAGUAAACUUCUACUUUUUUUAAUUUAUGUUUUAGUUUAAAACAUCAA